Molecule: messenger RNA, 1218 nt
Organism: Salmo salar (Atlantic salmon)
Lineage: Eukaryota; Metazoa; Chordata; Actinopteri; Salmoniformes; Salmonidae
Product: serine/arginine-rich splicing factor 7
Molecular function (GO): RNA binding; zinc ion binding
Source: RefSeq, a predicted model, not a curated record
AGAAAAACAACACAUGACCUCACUGUUGUGGGCCACAUUACUGCGGAAGUGAGUUGUUGCACGGGUAGUCUGACAGAGAACAGUGAAUAUGUUUGUUGGCUAGUGAAGAUUUUGAAAUUCUGUAAAAUAAGUAAUGAAAAUAAGAAAUAAUUUAAGACGUUUCGCCAAUGUUUUAUUUCUGUAACUUGAGCAGAGGCUGAUCAAUCAAUCGCGGAAUUGUGGGGUUAAAGGUGGGAAGAUGUCAUAUCACUCGUCUUCUCACAGCUCUUCACCUAACACCAAUUGCAAGGUCUAUGUUGGGGACAUCGUCAACGGCGCUACUAUGUGUGACCUAGAGCGGGAGUUCAGUCAAUAUGGCCCUUUACGCAGCGUUUGGGUGGCCAGGCCCCCAGUUUUCGGCUUUGUGGAGUAUGCGGAUGCCCGUGACGCAGAGGACGCCGUUAAAGGCAUGGAUGGAAAGGUGGUGUGGGGCUCUAGGAUCCAUGUGGAGCUGGCACGGAAGGCCAAACAUGACCACCCCAGCAAUCACCACAUUGACCCUCAAGGCCGCUGCAACCAGUGUGGGAACAGGGGCCACUAUGCCUACAACUGCGAACGUUUCAGCAAGAGGGGUGGAGGUCGUCGGAGCAGAUCACGGUCUCGUUCCGGCUCCAGGUCACGUGGCAGCCGUUAUCGAUCCCGUUCCCGCAGCAAUGACCACAGCAGGCACCGCUCCCCAUCUUAUCCCAGACAGAGGAAGAGGUCUGGCUUCCCUGUGUGGUCCAAGUCCAGUACAUCUGUUAGGAGUCGUUCCAGAUCUCCAAGCCAGAAAGAGGCCCACCCCAGGCGAAGAUUGAUUUGAAGACUAAACUCAUCCCCAUCCCCCUCCAACCAACUGGCUUUAGCCUUGCAGCUAUUUGUUUUGUCUUUGUUCCCUGCAUUGAAUAGAAUCUACCCCUACCUUUCUGAUGCUGUAUAAUUACUCUACAGGAUUAGCUUCAUAUCUAACCAUGCAUGCCUUACAUGAUGUCACAUUCCUAAAAUGACUCUUGUGUGUGUCAAAACAGUUCAAAUAGCUAAUUUCAGAAGUGGGAUUUGUGAACCAUAAAUGUGUAUUUGUUCUUAUUUCUUAUCUACUAUAUUCAGUGUGGCAUUGCGUUAAAGAGCUGUAAGAUACUUUAAAUGUUGCUUUCCCUGGUUUAUGACACUGGCAGAUUUUGGAAUAAAUCGACACAUUAA